Molecule: messenger RNA, 2877 nt
Organism: Acanthosepion pharaonis
Lineage: Eukaryota; Metazoa; Mollusca; Cephalopoda; Sepiida; Sepiidae
Source: the annotation of a GenBank genome assembly
AUGAUAACUUACCAAGAACCCUAUAGAGUGAAAACGAAUACAUGGUGCCUGGCAUUCCCGCCGCGAUGUACAGAAUGGAUUACAAAAUACCGUCUAGGAAGGAAAGUCCGCUCUUCUAUAGCUUACAAAAAAGUAGCCAAAUGUUGUGCGAAUUACGAAGAGGUUGAUGGCCGUUGCCACCCAAUAUGUCAAUAUGGCUGUAACAACGGCAUUUGCCUGGCUCCAAAUGUCUGCCACUGUCAUCCAGGAUGGAGAGGACACACCUGCGCUUCACAUUGUUCUCCAGGCACUUGGGGAAUCAACUGUGUUGAGAAAUGUGACUGUAACGGACAUGGUACUUGUGACCCGAUUUCUGGGAUUUGUCAGUGCGUACCAGGUUGGACUGGAGGCAAAUGUCAAUCGUCAUGUCCUGAGGGAACUUACGGAACAAAUUGUCAGUCAGUGUGUCGAUGUAAAAAUGGAGCCACAUGUGAUCCAGUGAAUGGAGCAUGUCAGUGUCGCGCAGGAUUCAAGGGUUCCUUGUGUGAUCAAGUAUGUCUUGUUGAUGGCGAAGACUGUUCUUCUCCAUGUCAAUGUCAUAACGGUGGUACAUGUCACCCAGAAACUGGCUUAUGUGAGUGUCCUCGAGGAUGGAUGGGAGACAUCUGUUCUCUACCCUGUCCACCUAACCAUUACGGUCAAAACUGUCAACAUACUUGUUAUUGUAACAACGGAGGAACAUGUGACAUUAUAACUGGCGUUUGCCAUUGCCCGCCGGGGACGAGUGGAUCAAGGUGCCAAAUCCAAUGUCCUGUUGGUACUUGGGGUCUGAAUUGCUCAAAUAACUGCGAAUGUAGAAACGGAGCAUCUUGUUCACCAGAAGACGGAUUCUGUUUGUGCCCUCAAGGCUUCCAUGGAAAGUUCUGUUCCGACAGAGUAUGUUCACCAAUAACCUAUGGUAUCAAUUGUUCGUACACGUGUAUUUGUGAUUGGCAAAAUACGAAAAGGUGUCAUCCGGGAACAGGAAGGUGCGAAUGUAACAGUGGAUUUAAAGGAGAUAAGUGUCACCAACCAUGCCCAGCACCAUUCUAUGGAGAGGAAUGUACUCAUGCAUGCAAGUGUAAAAAUGGUGGGGAUUGUGAUCCUGUAACAGGGGUGUGCACCUGUCCCCCGGGUUGGACGGGUGAACAAUGUGAAAAGGUGUGUGAAAAAGGGACAUACGGCAUAGGGUGUGCCCAGAAAUGUGCAUGCAAAAAUAAUGGCACUUGCCUUCCGGAUUUUGGUUACUGUGUCUGUACUCCAGGCUGGCGGGGUCAUAUGUGCGAAGAACAAUGUCCAGGCGAAUUGUAUGGCGUGAACUGUAGUAAUGUGUGCCAUUGCCGCAACGAUGCUUCCUGUAAUCACGUGACUGGUGAAUGCCAAUGCAAACCCGGAUAUAAAGGGCUGCGCUGUGAUGAACCAUGCCCAAAUGGUCGUUUUGGUGCCAAUUGUCGACAGCAAUGUCCCUGUACAGCAUCCAACACACUGAAAUGUGAUUCGGCAACAGGUCUCUGCAUAUGUGAACAUGGCUGGACAGGUGUGUUUUGCAAUAGUACAUGUCCAGAUGGUAUAUGGGGCCGAAAUUGUGACAAAGUGUGUACCUGUAGUAAUGGAGGAUCUUGCGACAUGUAUACUGGCAGAUGCCAUUGUCAACCUGGUUGGAUAGGUGAAAACUGUGAUCAAGAAUGCCCUGCAGGUCAUUAUGGCUUCUCUUGUGAACAGCAGUGUCCAGCUUGUCCAGAACAUAAUGGAGACGUCAGGUGUAACUUGCUCACAGGUUUAUGUACCUGCCCACCUGGUAAAAUCGGUUACCUUUGUGAUAAAGAAUGCCCUAAUGGUACAUACGGAAUGCGAUGUCAAGAAAGAUGUCAGUCUUGCUAUAAUGGGGCCAAAUGUGAUACUGUCACUGGAUUUUGUAAAUGUCUACCCGGAUGGAUGGGCCAACAGUGUAGAAUUGAAUGUCAAAUGGGUUAUUACGGUGAAGAAUGUAAAUUCAAAUGUCAAUGUAACAACGGCGGAAAAUGUCGGACGUCUGAUGGAACGUGCCAGUGUAUGCCAGGGUACACUGGGCUUCAUUGCAAAGAAAGUUGUCCGUAUGGCCGUUAUGGGUUCAAUUGCGAUCACAGAUGUGACUGUAGCGAACACGAAUACUGUGAUUUUAUUCUUGGUUGUACAGCGAAUGCUGUUCAUGCUGCAUACGGCAAGGCUGCUCGUGAUCAACCGUCAGUGAGUGCUACGACUGUUGUGCUUUCAGUUCUGUUGGCUGUCUUGCUUAUAGCCCUUAUAGCGAUGGCGUUCUAUUACCGAAAACGUUUGAGCACUCUUGGACAGCAAGCCGCUGAAGGCGCGCAAAGGGUUUUAAAACCAAAACCACCAACACAAGUUGGAAUCGACAAUCCUAUUUACGGUAUGCCUUCACCGAACAACACCCGGAUUCCUAUUUCGGCCCCGCUUCCCCAAGAUGGGGCACCAUAUAACACUAACCAAAAUAGUACAGGUGGACCACCAAGCCCUAAUCUGCAUUUGAAUGCUCACAAUGUGAUUCCGAAGCAGAUCAAUAAAAACAUCAACGAACUCGGUAUUUCAGCUGCUGGGAACGCCGACCAAAACAAAGUGGACAACAAACAAAUUGAGAAGAAAAUGUUGAGUAACAUUGUGGACACAGGAUUUGCGAUACCAGUCAAAGUUGUUCUCCCACAUGAUAGUACUGAAAGCUCUGAUGACUAUUUCUAUGACAAAUCGAAACUAGAUGAACCCGAAGAUGACACGGUUGACAUCAGUGAUGAUGAUGCUCCACCCAAAUACCCUAAACCACCAAUAGCACCAAAACCUCCCCGGCCACCGGUAGCCAGAUUUUGA